CCGUUGGAUUUGAUCAGUCUGCGUUCGGCCGUCGUUCAUACGCAGAGCUCUCCCGACCACGUCUCGUCGAUCCCGCUCGAUCGCUCCCCCGAUCCGGGUCCGCGCCGCGGAAAAACUCCGUCAGCCGCACUCGUCAGUUUGGCGCCGCCGAGUCGAAAACCGUUUUGCGAAUUUUUUUUUUUUUUCAAUUUUAAUUUUUUUUUUUUUUUUUUAAUAUUAUUGUUUCAAUCGUUUGUUUACUAUACAUGUAGUUUUCGGAAAAAAAAAUUCUCGAUUCCGCCCACGCGGCCAAAACGAUCGCGCGAAGUCCGACGGGUCGCACUAUGAUCGUUCCGUCGCCGUCGCCGACGCUGUCGCUCGACCGACCGGCGAAACGGUGCGCGCCGGUCGUCCGGACCAAACGAUAAAUCGGCAAUAAUUUUAUUAUCGUAUGUAUUAUUAUAGUAAUAAUAAUUAACACUGCCGCGGAAAUUACCGUCGCGAUCCGCCGCUACUGACAAUCGUGUUUUAUAUUAUACACAUAUAUCUGCACUCGUAUAAUAUAGAUAAUUUUUUUUUAUUAUUAUUAUAAUUGUUUAUAGUUUUGUUUUUAUUCGUUCGCUCGAUCCGUGUGUAUUUAUCGCGCGAAACGUUUUCCGCGUCCGAUCUCCUGCAGAUCGUCAGAGAUUUUAAUAUUAUAAUCGCAAGUCCGCGACAUACAACCGGCAAAAACGAUAAUUAUAACAUAUUAUUACUGUACACCGCCCAUCGGAGGCGAACAGCAGUGUGAUCGUCUGGAAAUCUCGCGUGUACGAGAAAAGCUCGGUAGAAGCCCACCGCCGCCGCUGGCACGGACGGAGGGAAAUCCGGCCAAAGGUCGACGGCAGGUCUAUCCGUGCAGACAUGGUGUGUGGCCGACGACGACGACGCCGCCGCUACGCACCUGAAUCCUCACCUGCUGCAUGAGUCGCGUUCAACCACUUACGUUAACAAAAAUAAUCCAGAGUGCUUUCGUUCUAUUAAUGGUGGUGUUGUGCGACAUUUGGAGGUGCGGCCCUGGCUAUGGAUUUGGGGUCCGACUAUACAACGAUUGCAGUAGUCGAAAUGUCAGGGUUGACUACCGGGGACGAGUUCUCGCCGACGACGAGACUUCGAAUCCAUUUCAAAACCUGACUGUCAAAUCCCUGGACUUCAGUAUUCGACUGUCGAUAUUCGCUGAGGAGUCGCAUCGGUAUUUGUGUUUCAACAACAAAUGGUCCCUUGUUGGUUCGAAACAUUUCCGCGGCCCCAAGUGUCUGUUCUACGAGGAGAUGCUUUCCACUGGGUACACACGGUACAAGUCGGUGGUCGACAAGUCGCGGUACAUAGGUUUCAACCGGCGGGGCCGUCCAAUGAGGCGGCACGUGUUCCACACGGACCCGCUAAACCGGUGCCUGAACUUCCUCAAGCUGGACACCAAGUUUGACAUCGGCGACCACAACCGCAAAGUGGCCGCUUCGUCGGGCAAGACCAUCGCGGUCGGCGGCAGUGGAGGCAAGCGCAACGGUUCGUCCAAGAAACCGAUUGCGUCGUCCGGUGGCGGUUAUAACAGAAAAUCGCCUACGACCACCUCCACGACGACGACCACGACGACAACUACCACCACCACCACCACCACAACGACCACUACAACACCACCACCACCACCACCUUCACCACCAUCACCGUCAACACAUCCUUCUUCUAAACCACCAGUCAAGCACAGUCGAAUUCGGUUCCGACACAACCGACGCAACAGACACCGUCCCGAAGCCCUUCAAUCGUUAGAUCAAGACUAGAAUAGUAUUAUAUUAUUACUAUUAUUAUUAUUAUUAUUAUUAUUAUGACUAUUACUAUUAUUAUUAUCAUUAUUAUAAUCGUCAUCGUCAUCUUUAUAGUAUCCUCGAACCUCCAGACUCGUAAAAAACACAACAGUUAUCAUCACAAUUAUUAUUAUUAAUUUAUAACGGAACGAAAUUCCCGAUCAUCGACAUAUGGGUCGUAGUUUUUUAUUUUUUAUCUACAAACACUCGACGAUGUUGCUACGAUUUAUGUGUAGAUAAUAUUAUAUAUAGGUUAACCAUCGCCGUGGCGUUUGAGGGAUUUACACGUAGGUACACGCACUCAAAACCCUACUCGGGGACUAUUUUUCUUUAAAUAAUUUUUAUCGUUUUAUUUAAACGUCGUUUCUUAUUGUUUGAUUUUCAAACGUAUCUCAGUAAACCGUGUUGCUGCAAUCGACGACACCGUGUGCUCGUCAUAAUAAUUUAAUACGUGCGAUUCACUAGUUGCCCGGAGAGAGGUGAAAAAUCUGUGCUCGCGCGUAUCGACUGUGGAUUUUUCCGUCGCGUUUUCCAAAAAUAGUCAAACGGUCCAGUACAAUUAAAGGCGAUGUAUAAUAGUUUUAUAUUCGUACGAAAUCGGAUGAUCCAUUCCAUAUGCCAUGAUAUAAUAUCGCUCGCAUGUUAUGUUACCAUGUUGUAGCCAUCAAAAUUAUAAUAUAAAGUUAAAAUGAAAGAGUCCGAUGCUAUUAUUUGAAUUGUCACGGAAAACAUGUUUAGUGAUAUUGUUUAGUAUGAUAAAUCUAGUCAAUAUUUCCUUUCCAUUAUAAACACUUAUAUAAUCCAGAACAUCAAAAUAUAAAACAAAAGUGUAGAAUGACGUAACGUUGUGUAGUAAUUUCACGCAUUAUAAAUAAAAUACGUAGUAAAAAACGUGAUAGUAGAAUAUUGAACUAUAUAGUGUUAUGAAAUAUAUAUUAUAUUGUUUUGCGUACCUAGAGCCUAUAUUAUAAAAUAUAACGAACAAAACGUUCUCAAUACCGAAUAGUAUUAAUAUUUUUAAUUCAUAAAACAAAACCAUUUAUAAAAGGCUAUGGGAAGAAAAUAAAGUAUUUGUAGCGUUUAAACAAUAAUUCUUUAGUCACGAGUGUCAGUUUAGGUUAUAAACAUAUAUUUCCGUUCUGUAACGUCUCGUUUUGAUCAAACCACAGAUUGCCGAACUUAAGCGUAUAAGUAUAAUAUAAAUAAUGUGUUCGUGUGUAAUAUAGUAACAAUAAUAAUUGUGAUGAUAAUUGUUCUGGAAACACGAGAAUAAUAUAGAAGAUGACGAUAUUGAAUACAUAAUAUCUGUGUAAUGCAGUGCAAAUCGUUUAUAAUGACGUUCGAGGGACCAGUAGUAAAAUAUUAUGUAGGUCAUAACAAAUCACCGUACAACCGAAUGACAUGCGUACAGCAAUAUUGCCCGGAGUCUCGGACACUCCAAUAUUUUAGUUCGCACGGGACCCGACAAUAUUAUGACAAUAUUAUACAACCACGGUGUCUUUAUAAACGAUUUCUACUGUACGAUAUAAUAUACCCAUACAGUAUAAAUUUCAUCAGCAUAUACAAAUAAUAAUUAACAAACCUGAAUUAGGAGAACCGACCGCGUUCGGAUGAUAUAUUGUUUAACGUAAGUAAAAAAAAAAAAAUAUAUAUAUAUCGAAUAAGUAUCGAUAAAUCUCUAUGAGAUGAACGUUUUUAUUUUUAUUUUUAUUUUUUUUGUCUCUCUCUCUCUCUCUCUCUUGUAAAUAUUGUCUAUACAUAAUCACUAUGUACAUACACGGAACUGUACCAUUUUAGUUGCCUCCUCUCCCCGCCCCCCAAAUUCCUUACCACCCUUUUUAUUUAUUUAUUUAUUUUAUAAUUUUUUUUCCUUUUCGUACAUUUAAUAUAAUAUAAUAUAUAAUUGUGACUCCAUCCCUAUUACACGAAAUAAUUUUAUGUUUUUAUGUUCUGACUCUUUGACGUCACCGAACACCGUAUUACUACAGUUUCCACCUACAAUACCUGCCCCAAUAUUAUUAUUAUAAUAACACAAGUCUAUAACGAUAUGUCUUUAUCCGAAAUAUUUAGCAGUAUUAAAAAUAACGUUGUAUAUAAUUUAACUGUAUUUAGAUGAGCGUGUUGGUCAUGUCACACGUGCAUGUUUUUUGUAAUGUUCUAAAACGCUCGUCGCGUUAACCGGUGCCAUACAAUAUAAAUAAUAUAUUCAUGUAUGUAUAUAUAUAUAUAUGUAUGUAUAUAUAUAUAUAUACAUUUUUUUUUAAAAAUCCACAGUAAUUUUGUGUUUUUAUUUCCAUUAUCCCGAUCCCUGUCCCGACACCCACAAAUGUAUUUUUAUUUUAUUUGUAACUUUAUAAUAUAUGCAUAUAUAUAUAUAUUAUAUAUACAUAUAAGUAUACAUAGACACUAACUUUUAACAUCAUUAUUGUUACAAUUAUUAUUAUUGUUUUUUUUUCUAUUAAUGUGUACAACGUGUUGUACAAAACAUGUACAAUACAAGCGAUUUAUAUUAAUAUUUUUUUUUUCCAAUUGGAACUCUAUUAUUACCUCUCCCCACCAGGCACAUCAUACUAUAUGGUAACAACCGUCGUCGUGUUAUUAUUAUUACAAAAACAAAACAUAUUAUUAUAAUUAUUAUUAUUAUUAUUAUUAUUAUUAUAAUUAGGUAUCUGAGCAAAUCGCUGCUCGCUAACAUGUAUUAUUUUUUUUUUCAAAAAAAAAAAACUUCGCACCGGCUA
Molecule: messenger RNA, 4558 nt
Organism: Aphis gossypii (cotton aphid)
Lineage: Eukaryota; Metazoa; Arthropoda; Insecta; Hemiptera; Aphididae
Product: zinc metalloproteinase nas-14-like
Exons: 5
Coding region: 942-1796 (284 amino acids)
Biological process (GO): cell differentiation; positive regulation of protein phosphorylation; positive regulation of gene expression
Cellular component (GO): cytoplasm
Molecular function (GO): type 2 fibroblast growth factor receptor binding; growth factor activity; type 1 fibroblast growth factor receptor binding
Source: RefSeq, a predicted model, not a curated record